This is a messenger RNA of Symbiodinium necroappetens, 718 nucleotides long. The record is from the annotation of a GenBank genome assembly. NCBI's taxonomy places the organism in Eukaryota, Dinophyceae, Suessiales, Symbiodiniaceae.
AUGGCUCUCCCAGUGGGGCGAAUCGAAAAUGCAUCAUCCGUCCUGGGACCGGUCUUGAACCAACAGCUUACGCAAAGGGAGGAUUUUUUCAAGCUGGGCCCGAAAGAACAGCUGAGCUAUUUCUGCGCAACCAAACUGAACCGCACGAUUGGGCCGCAAGACAUUCUGUACUUGAGCGACCAGUACCCGCAAGGUUUCCAAACGGUUGUACGAAUGUGCUGUCUCGAUGGGCAAGAGUUUGCGGGCGAAAUACGUCAAGACAAAGUCAAGGCAGAAGAAGCCGCCGCUACCCAAGCAAUGCUGCUUUACAAGGCAGAAGCUACGCUCCUACUUGACACGGCUGUGAAAAAACGGAAAGCAGUGGCUCCGCCCACACCUGUUCAACCGGUCCGGAAGAUGCGCCGCCUGGACCCGGGCGUGAUCGGAAUGCCUGGUUGGGUCGCGCAGCAGUCAGCCAACGUGGUUGCAAGCAACAAAAUGGAGCUUUCCACUCAUUGUGCGAGGAUUGCGAGGAAAAUAAUGGAGAAGACUGACAUAUGCUUCGAAACAAAAGAAGUAGACGAAGGUGGAUUUCAAGCUGUGUUGAGGUUGAACUGCCUCCCGGGCGUUUGGAGUACCAGGUCCUUUGUUGGACAGGUUUGCAACAAAAAGGCGGAGGCAGAGCAAAGCACUGCUGGCGUGGCGUUAGCUGCCAUCAAAAAGGACGCGUUCCUCAUGA